This is a messenger RNA of Rhineura floridana, 3333 nucleotides long. Its product is annotated as zinc finger protein 135-like. NCBI's taxonomy places the organism in Eukaryota, Metazoa, Chordata, Lepidosauria, Squamata, Rhineuridae. The record is from RefSeq and is a predicted model, not a curated record. The transcript has 5 exons. Gene Ontology annotation, biological process: regulation of cytokine production; regulation of immune system process; negative regulation of transcription by RNA polymerase II. The coding region runs from base 1 to 1341 and encodes 446 amino acids.
AUGCGGCUGUGCGGAAAGAACUUCAGGUGGAGUAGCGCCCUUACUUCGCAUCAAAGAACUCACACAGGGGAGAAACCUUAUAAAUGCUUGGAGUGUGGAAAAAGCUUCAGGUGGAGAAGCACCCUUCUGGUGCAUCAAAGCACUCACACAGGAGACAAACCUUAUAAAUGCUGGGAGUGUGGAAAGAGCUUCAGUCAGAGUAGCCAGCUUACUUUGCAUCACAGAACUCAUACAGGGGACAAACCUUAUGCAUGCUUGGAGUGUGGAAAGAGCUUCAGUCGGAGUGGCAACCUUACUUCACAUCAAAGAACUCACACAGGAGACAAACCUUAUAAAUGCUUGGAAUGUGGAAAGAGCUUCAGUCAGAGUAGCAACCUUACUUUCCAUCAAAGAACUCACACAGGGGACAAACCUCAUAAAUGCUGGGAGUGUGGAAAGAGCUUCAGUCAGAGUAGCCAGCUUACUUUGCAUCACAGAACUCAUACAGGGGACAAACCUUAUGCAUGCUUGGAGUGUGGAAAGAGCUUCAGUCGGAGUGGCAACCUUACUUCACAUCAAAGAACUCACAUGGGGGACAAACCUUAUAAAUGCUUCGAGUGUGGAAAAAGCUUCAGUGAGAGAUUCUCCCUUACGGUGCAUCAAAGAGUUCACACAGGGGACAAACCUUAUAAAUGCUUGGAGUGUGGAAAGAGCUUUAGGUGCAGUAGCCACCUUACUUCACAUCAAAGAACUCACAUGGGGGACAAACCUUAUAAAUGCUUCAAGUGUGGAAAAAGCUUCAGUGAGAGAUUCUCCUUUACGGUGCAUCAAAGAGUUCACACAGGGGAAAAACCUUAUAAAUGCUUGGAGUGUGGAAAGAGCUUCAGUCAGAGCAGCAACCUUACUUCACACCACAGAACUCAUACAGGGGACAAACCAUAUAAAUGCUUGGAGUGUGGAAAAAGCUUCAGGUGGAGAAGCACCCUUCUGGUGCAUCAAAGCACUCACACAGGAGACAAACCUUAUAAAUGCUGGGAGUGUGGAAAGAGCUUCAGGUGGAGAAGCAACCUUACUUCGCAUCACAGAACUCACACAGGGGACAAACCUUAUAAAUGCUGGGAGUGUGGAAAGAGCUUCAGUCAGAGUAGCCAGCUUACUUCGCAUCACAGAACUCAUACAGGGGACAAACCUUAUGCAUGCUUGGAGUGUGGAAAGAGCUUCAGUCGGAGUAGCCAGCUUACUUCGCAUCACAGAACUCAUACAGGGGACAAACCUUAUGCAUGCUUGGAGUGUGGAAAGAGCUUCAGUCGGAGUGGCAACCUUACUUCACAUCAAAGAACUCACACGGGACAAACCUUAUAAAUGUUUGAAGUGUGGAAGGAGCUUCAGUGACAGUAGCACCCUUACUUCUCAUCACAAAACUCAUACAGGUGACAAACCUGAUAAAUGCUUGGAGUGUGGAAAGAGAUUUAAUCAGAGUAGCAACCUUACUUCACAUGAAAGAUGUCACAGUGGAGACAGACCUUAUCAAUGCCUGGAGUUUGGAAAGAGCUUCAGUAAGAGUAGCUCCCUUACUUCUCAUCAAAGAGGUCGCACACCGGACUAACUUUAUAAAUGCUUUGAGUACGAAAGAGCUUCAGGUGGAGUAGCAACCUUACUUUGCAUCUAAGAUGACACACAGGGGACAAACCUUAUCAAUGCUUGGAGUGUGGAAAGAGCUUUGGGUAGAGUAGUGCCUUUACUCAACAUCAAAUAACUCACACAGGGCACAAACCUUAUAAAUGCUUGGAGUGUGGAAAGAGCUUCAGUCAGAGUAGCCACCUUACUUUGCAUCACAGAAUGCAUACAGGGGACAAACCUUAUGCAUGCUUGGAGUGUGGAAAGACCUUUCGUCAGAAUGGCUCCCUUCAUGCAUAUCAAAGGAUCUGUUCAAGGGAAGAGAUGUAUAAAUGCUUGGAAUGUGGAAAAAGCUUUAAACAGAGUUCAACUCUUUGUUUGCAUCAGAGUAUCCAUACGGGGAAGCUGGGCUACCAACAGGAUCUUUAUGGGGAGGCUUCUCUUAGCUUAACCACACACUGUUCCACUUCCCUUCACCUGCUAUCUUGGUGGCCUGUCAGUUUUUCCUUUGCAGAGACAGAGGCAUUUUUGCUUUUACAGAGUUGGGUGAGCACCCAAGAUGGAUGCUGAGUCCAAGGUGGCUGCAGAAGCCAAAAUGGCCUCUCAGUUGUCCACUUUUUCCCCAUCAUAUCUCCCUCUCUGGCAGUUUCUAGCUGCCAGAUUCAAUAUUCAAUUAAGGACAUUUCAUGUAUUACUUUAUCUACUUCCUCUAGAUCCUCUGUCAUUGUUACCUCCAUGUGCAUCAUUCGAACAUCAGUUUUUGUGAUGGACUUAGUAGUCUUUGCCACACAGCGUCUAAUACAACGUAAAACCAACUGGAUUAUUACAUAUAUGAGCACAAGCAAACAUUAUCCCAUUAUAACAUAUUUUAGCAGAUUUUUUCCUAGGCCUCCUAGCCAUCCACCUGGAUUUGGUAGCCAUCCCCACCAAUCAAAAUCGCUACUCCGGUCAAAAUAAGCUACUGCUGCUAUUUCCUCAGCAUGAUCUAUUAUGGAGUUGGCAUGGGAUUCAAUCUCUCCAGCUGAACUGUUUAUGUAGGAACAACAUUCACUCCCAAUGAUGGUGCAAGUCAUUCCAUCCGUAGCGAGCAGAGUCCAGUGCCAUCCUGUUUUGGAGAACCGUUUUCCUUACUUGGGUUUGGGUUGCCAGAGGGGUCUUUAUAGCCAUAGAGGCCACAGGAAGAGCUUCUUUGAUCUCAUUUGCAAGAAUUUCCACCACAGAUUGAAGUCUCAAUACUCCAGAACCUAUGGCGGCCGUGCCAGCCAAGGGCAGGAAAGACCACUCUAUUACUCAGCCCAUCUUUAAGUGCCUGCGGUUUUCUAUGUUCCAUUGUGCAGAGUGAUAUAUAAAAUUAAGAAAAUAUAUCCAGAGGAUCAUAACAUCCUAGAAUCCUGUGGGUGAAACCUGGUUAUCAGGCAAGGGUCACGUUCACCUCACUAUAAAAUAAAAUAAGACCAGCUUUCGAAUCCCCACCCAGCCAUGAAGCUCCCUGGGUGACCUUGGGCCAGUCACUGCCUCUCAGCCUGAGAGGGAGGCAAUGGUGAACCCCCUCUGAACACCGCUUGCCAGGAAAACCCUAUUUGUAGCAUCACCAGAAGUCGGAAUCAACUUGAAGGCAGUCCAUUUCAUUUUUCAUUUCAUACAUCUUUAUUUUAAAUCGCUCCUUCAUCAACAGUGGUGUGCCCUAGAAAUCCGGUGGAACUGGGGGACCCCAACAUCCUCAUCUGCUCCGUGGAC